Podospora anserina S mat+ is the source of this 2793-nucleotide messenger RNA. RefSeq lists its product as uncharacterized. The record is from RefSeq and is a predicted model, not a curated record. Lineage: Eukaryota; Fungi; Ascomycota; Sordariomycetes; Sordariales; Podosporaceae. The coding region runs from base 1 to 2793 and encodes 930 amino acids. The transcript has 6 exons. Gene Ontology annotation, biological process: transmembrane transport. Gene Ontology annotation, cellular component: membrane. Gene Ontology annotation, molecular function: ATP binding; ABC-type transporter activity.
AUGCUCGACCCCAAAGCAGCGAUAUUUGACGCCCGUGCCUGGACCAGAGAAUUCAUCAACUUCUCCGAGGGGGACCCUAAAUGCGCGCCCAACCGAGCCCUUGGUGUGGCUUUUCAAAAUCCAAACGUCCAUGGCUGGAAUACAGGGACUCAGGUCCAGCAGUCAGUCUCAAGUGUUGUGGUGGAGGUAGUCAAGAACCUGUGCGGUUCGUUACAACCGCCGAAGCAACACCCCGAAACGAAUUCUGAGGGCUUUGAAGGGGUGGUGGAAGGGGGAGAGAUGCUUCUUGUGUUGGGACCACCGGGAGCUGGCUGUUCGACUUUGCUCAAGACGCUCGCAUCUCAAACCGCAGACUUGGAGAUCGAUCCAGAGUCUUACCUGAAUUAUAGAGGGAUUCACCCGAAACACAUUCGCGGCUCCCUUCGGGGUGAUGUUCUUUACAAUGCUGAGCUUGACGUCCACCUAGCUCAUCUUACCGUCGGCGAAACGCUGUCCUUCGCCAGCUUGGCCCGCAGUGUUCGUCACGUACCUGGGGGUUUCACACGUCAGGAGCUCGCUCUAAUCAGGCGCGAUGUCAUGAUGGCCAUCUUUGGGCUGACACAUACCGUAAACACACGAGUCGGCGACGAGGAUGUUAAAGGGUGCUGGGACAACUCAACCCGCGGGCUUGACAGUGCCAAUGCCAUCAACUUCUGUCGGAAUUUGCGCCUCCAAGCUGACCUUUGCGAUGUUGCAUCUGUGGUGUCGCUGUACCAAGCUCCCCAGUCCGCAUACGAUUUGUUUGAUCGUGUCACGGUUAUAUACGAGGGAAGACAGAUCUUUUUCAGCCCGGCUCAGGACGCAAAGAGAUAUUUUGAGGACUUGGGCUUUCAGUGCCCCGACAGACAAACAGUCCCUGACUUUUUGACAUCAAUGACAAGCCCUCACGAACGACGCCCCAAACCAGGCUACGAGAACUUGGAGUUAAUGGUGUACGAAGAGAAGCACCCACAGCAAAUACGGCUCACCGACUAUCGCGGAUCCAGACGACAGGAGCAGGCCAAAGGACAGCGCACGAACUCACCGUAUAUCAUUUCAUACUCGCAACAGGUUGCUUUGGCGUAUUGGCGUGCCUGGAGAAGACUGUUGGCCGACCCUGCCUUCACGAUUACGUCGCUGGUCUUCUUCUUGAUCAUAGCCAUAGUCCUGGGAACCAUGUUUUACAACCUCAAAGAAGACUCCUCUAGCUUCUAUUACCGGGGCGGUAUCAUCUUCUUUUCAUUGAUGUUCAACGCCUUCGCUAGCCAGCUUGAGGUCAUCACCAUCUACGCCGAACGCCCCGUUGUCGAGAAGCAUAAUCGCUACGCGUUUUACCAUCAAUCGGCACAAGCUUUUGCCAGCUAUCUUUGCGGUCUCCCUUACAAGAUUAUCAACAUGUUCGUGUUCAACAUAAUGGUUUACUUUACGGCUCAUCUUAGACGGGAGGUCAGCGCCUUCUUCCUCUUUUGUCUCAUUACCCUCCUAUCGACGCUUACUCUGUCGGCCAUGUUUCGCACUUUGGCCAGCAUAACCCGCUCCCUUGAGGAGGCCAUGAUACCGAGCGCCCUUCUCGGUAUUGGAUUGAUUAUUUACACGGGCUUUACCUUGCCCACUGCAUACAUGCCAAACUGGUCACGAUGGAUGGCUACGAAGGUCUGCCGCCUCACUCGCAGUUUUGCUCUGUUGUUGGUGCGGAGCCGGGGUCUUCUCAUGUCCGCGGUGACUAAGUACAUUAACCUGUCGUUUAAUUACUGGAAUGAGCACAAAUGGAGAAACGUGGCGAUUAUCGUGGGGUUCAUGAUCCUUUUCUUUGCCGUCUAUCUCGCCACCGCCGAGUUUGCACGACCGCCGAAAACCAGAGGGAAGGUACUUGUUUUCGGGAGGGCUGGAGCUGUUUCUCGCCCACGGCAUUCAGUCGACUCGGAUACCGAGGCUUUGGCCCAGGAACAACAUGUGGUAACGGUAGAAAAGGGAACCUUGGCACCUGGCUCUACUGGCCUCACAAGAGGGAGGUCAAUCUUCCAUUGGGAAGAUCUUUGUUACGACAUCAAAAUCAAGGGCGAGGAGCACCGGCUGCUUGACCACGUUGAUGUUGGGUCAAGCCCGGAGUGUCUACAAUUCUCAUGGCCUCCUCCAUCCACGGAAAGAGGUAGAUGUACUAACAAGAGGUCCACUGUAGGGGUUUUCAGGGGCUGGAAAGACCACAUUACUGAUACACUCGCCGUCCGUGUUUCAGUUGGUGUCGUGACAGGCGACACACUUAUCGAUGGGGUCCCGACCGAUGCCACAUUUCAACAUCAGGUUGGCUACGCACAACAGCAGGACUUACACCUGAGUACGAUGACAAUACGAGAGGCGCUAGAAUUCAGCGCUAUUCUUCGACAACCGGCUGAGACAUCGCGAAAGGAAAAGCUGCUCUACGUUGAUCAUGUAAUAGAUAUGCUAGAGAUGCAAGACUUCGCGGAUGCCAUCAUCGGUGUGCCUGGCGAAGGUCUCAACAUCGAGCAAAGAAAACUUCUUACAAUCGGGGUGGAACUGGCAGCCCGGCCGCAGCUGCUGAUAUUCUUCGACGAGCCCACAUCGGGGCUUGAUUCACAAAGCUCUUGGGUGAUCUCCACGCUAAUCAAAAAGCUCGCCAACAACGGGCAAGCUGUGCUCUGCACCAUCCACCAACCUUCUGCUAUCUUGUUCAACCAGUUUGACCGUCUCCUGUUGUUUGCCCCUGGUGGGAGAACGGUGUACUUCGGCGGUAGGUUACACUGCCCUUCCCUUUGA